Molecule: messenger RNA, 3722 nt
Organism: Biomphalaria glabrata
Lineage: Eukaryota; Metazoa; Mollusca; Gastropoda; Planorbidae
Product: tRNA (guanine(10)-N2)-methyltransferase homolog
Exons: 14
Coding region: 1979-3196 (405 amino acids)
Biological process (GO): methylation
Cellular component (GO): cytoplasm
Molecular function (GO): nucleic acid binding
Source: RefSeq, a predicted model, not a curated record
UCUAUUUAACUUAUUACUUAGUUAGACCAUCACAAUCACAGGCCCUGACUAGUGACUCAAAUCUAGUGACACUGACAGGCUUGCCUCUCACCAAACCCAAACUCAGAAACUGAAACAGUGAAACACAAUGGUGUUUAAAUUAUGUCGAAUGUUUAAUAGCUAUAAAGUUUUGUUUUUUUUUUGUGUCGUUUUGGCUUAACAUUGGACAUUGGUUGACAUGGAAUAAGUAAGAUGAGAGCGUCUCGCUUGCUAAGCCGGUGAGACACACUAUCCGCUUAAAAGGUUGGAAUUGAGUUUCAUAGACGAUAGAUCUACUUAUUAAAUAAGAAAUUUAAUAGUAGAUCUAGUUAAAUCUAGUAUUCGUAGUAAAUUUCUAGCUCACAAAUCUGAUUUCAUUUAUAUUUAUGAACUUUACUUGUUUAAAAUGUAAAUAUUGAUGAAAUAAACAAAUUAUCGGGUCUAGAUCUACAAGAAAUGUCAGAGAGGCAGGGACAAAAUGGCAGCGUUGUGAUGGCAGAAAAUAACAAAAUAUUUAAAAAUUGGGAUCAAAAUCGCCUGUGUGACGAACACACUUGCCGGGGAUUAUAUUAUCAAACUUAAUAAUUCAAGGAAGUAAAGAAGCAUCUCUGUAUUUCCUUUCAAACUUCUUUAAUAAUACUGCUUCAACUUUCACAUAAAAUUAACUUCUCAAUUCAAUAACAACUUGACUUGAUACUUCAUAAAUAAAACUUAAAGAUACAUGAAACUUCACUUAGUAUAACUUCAACUAAUAAUAUUACUUCAACUAAUAAAACUUUAAUUAAUGGACCCGCUAAUACUUACUUACUUACUCUACCAAACUAUUACUAAGUGAGGACUAAGCGAGAACCAUCGCUCUACAAGAACCACUACUAUGUGAGGACCCCGUCUAGCUGACUUUCGCCUAAUUUAUACUUUUUUUUAUCAGAUGUUCUAGAAUCAUGGAAACUUCUCAGAUAAUUAUUUUAGUAACUUUGACCUUCUAGAAGCUGGCGUGUGCUAUUUUUUUCCCUUAACCUCUUUCUUUGAUUGGAUAACUAAAAUUAACUUGUUUACGCUGGACACUUGCACUGGUUUGACCUCGCUUCUAGAACUUGGUCGAAAUAGGUCACAGACUCGACUCGUGACAGCCUGAAACAAUUUUUUUUUUCAAAUGCACUUUUAGACUCAUGCUAGUAUUUUUAGUACACAAAAACUAUUUUAAUAUAUGCAGAAUAUUAGGCUUUACAUGGCCUGAAGCGUUUUUUUUUCAACUUACAAAAUUUCUUUAUCAAACUUUAUCAAAAACUGGAAAAUCUCAUAGCCAACAAUGCUAACCAUAUUUUCAACUUUUCGGUAUGAUGCGGAUAAUAUAUCGCAAUAAAACUUGGUAGAAUAAUAACCAUGCAUGAUAUCUAGCGUAGAAAAAAAAUGAAUGUAAAACCAUUCUCCUGGACUCUGUAUUGGUAAAAACAAAAAAGGGGUAUUUUUGAUAAUAAAUUAAAAAAUGGUAAAUAACUUUAAAAAAAACGUGAUAAAGCAUUAACUAGGCCAUUGUCUAAAAUAAUCGAUAACACAAGUUUAAAACUUCUCACAUUUCAUUCAUAAGUGUAAUAAAUUUCCAAGUGCGGCCUAUGUAAAAAAAAGUCGAAAAAGCAAUCUCAACUUUAUGGGUAAUUUUUUACUUCCGCACUUCUUGUUUUUUUUCGCCCAGCUAAACAAACUCAUCACACUGCCAGUGACACUGAUCUGAUCACUCAGUCUCAUCUCACUCAUGAUUGACAUGAAUCACUGGCACAGUUGACACAGGCAUCACUCAGCCGCAGACUUUGAAUCAGGCCAAUCAGGGUUCCUAGUCAGGCUAGUCGUCCCAGAGCUAAGAUUUAAGAAGAGAUGACUGUAGGAAAUCAAAUCUAUAGUUUCACUUCUUGGAUGCCCUGCAGUACUGAAAGACAGUGAUUUAAAAAAUGGUAGUCCUUUUAUGGAGCUUCAUUUAUCAAAUGAAAGAGAUGCAAGAGCAAUAAUGAAGAGGACUGUACUAAGCAAACGGUUGUAUGAACUUUGGGCAGAUGGACCAACUCUUACUGAUGUUUGCCAGAAAUUAAAAGAACUACCCAGAGAACAUACAGAGCCUUACACAAGAGAGGACAGCAGUUUUUGUAUAGUGGUUGAUUCAUUUAACAAAAAAAUUAGCAGUGCUGAGAAGAUAAAGCGUAUUGAGUACUUGACUGAGUAUAAUACAAUGUUUCGUGGCAGAAUCAACUUGAAAUCACCAGAUAAUGCUUUUCAUCUGUUAGAAUACUACCAUCAUGAUUCAAAAUCUGCAGAGACGCCUGAAAAAGUUUAUCUAGGAAGAUGGAUUUCAGAUGGGCAAAGGGGUAUUGUCAAAGAUUAUCACCUUCAAAACAGAUGUUUUAUAGCUAACACAAGUAUGGAUGCUUGUCUUUCAUUAAUCAUGGCGAAUAUGGCCCAGGUGAAGGAGAAUGAUCUAGUCUUGGAUCCCUUUGUGGGCUCAGGAAGUCUCUUGGUUGCCAGCGCUCACUUUGGGGCCUAUGUGAUGGGAACUGACAUUGACUACAUGCUACUUCAUGCUAAAGCUAGGCCCAGCAGAGCCAACCAAAAGGCCCGGUCAGUGGAAGAAAGUGUUUACAAUAACCUGAAGCAAUAUGGCCUUGAAACUAAAUACUUAGACAUUCUAGUGGCAGACGCAUCACAGGACAUGUGGAGGGAAGCCUGCAAGUUUGAUGCAAUAAUUACUGACCCUCCUUAUGGUAUACGGGAAGCUGCUGCUAGAAUAGUUAGCAAGCAAGAUAUUCAAGUUGCAACUGUGGAGGGUUCUCCUCAUUACCCUCAACGCUGCCAGUAUCAGCUUGGUGACAUUUUUAAAGACCUACUGAAAUUUGCAGCACAACAUUUAAGUCUUGGAGGUCGACUGGUUUAUUGGCUGCCUACUUACAAACCUGAUUACAGUGAAUCAAGUAUCCCACAACACCCUUGUCUACAACUUGAGUCCAAUUGUGAACAAUCAUUAAAUUCAACUAUUUCUAGGAGGCUCAUAACCAUGGUCAAAGUUCAGGAAUGUCAGAAUGUAUACAGUGAAGAAACCUCAACAACAGUAAAUAAUAUAAAUAAUUUUCGGAACAAUUACUUUAAAGCAUUGCAACAGAAAAGUAAUGUGAAACAAAAUGGAACUUUGUGAUAUGUUUGUUUGUUUGCAAUAGUGUACUGUUUAGUUUAUGAAUGUGGCUAUGUGAAUUGUUUGUUAUGAAUGAAAAAUGUUAUGGUUGCCUGGGAGUUACAACAGUUGGUAAAUGUUAGCAUGGCAGUUUUCUAUCUUGAAAUACCAGUACUGUUGUCCUACUCAUUGAUGAUUUCACCUGAAACACAAGUGACAUAUUUGUUAGCAAAUAUUCAAAACUGGUGGUUUUUAAUUGAAUAUGUAGCUCUUAGAAACUGCAUUUAUUUUUAAUGUGUGUUAAUUAUAUCAAAGAACGUUUAUGUAGACAUUUUUAGAAAUAAGCAUGCUUAUUGUUGUAGGCUUCAUGCAAAUUAUUCUAUCUGAAGACCUUACAUGUGAAGCAGACUAGCUUCCCUUGGUUAUUGAUCUUAACAAGACAGAUGAUGUGCCAGAUUUGAAUGAAUGAUUGAGUGAUAGGAAAAGAAGGAAUGACACACACAAUUUUAAUGUAUAAAUUAUGUUGAUUAAAAUACUUUAUUAACCUUGA